This is a messenger RNA of Trichoderma asperellum CBS 433.97, 2567 nucleotides long. RefSeq lists its product as uncharacterized. The record is from RefSeq and is a predicted model, not a curated record. Lineage: Eukaryota; Fungi; Ascomycota; Sordariomycetes; Hypocreales; Hypocreaceae.
GCCCCAGAGGGCUCAAAGGAGGACGCCGCUAAGAAUCCCAAGUCCCUUAAAGGUGGACAAAGGUACUACACAGCCAUUUCGUCUUUUAUCAGAGGCAUCCUCCCCGUGGCCUGAGCCAACAAGGCAAAUCGUCGCAUGAUCUCUUCUGGCCGACCUCUUUCUAGGUCAAGCCUGUUCUCGUUUUCACAGAGGCAGGUCCGGGGCACGACGCUGAGCAAUGGGCUGGUUCAGCAAGGGACAGACAGGGGCUGGCGCAACCAUGCACAGCCAAGAUGGCUCCGAAUAUGAGGUUGCCCACAGUAGCACGCCGACUUAUGCAGCAUCAGAAGGGGGCCCGCAAAAAUGGGCAGAUCACAGAGAUUACAAGUACGCUCAUGGGCCGCAAUCUCUCAGUUCCCUUGCGGCAGAGAGCACUGCCAGUCUCCCCAACCAAAACAACAAUCCUUAUCUUUCUUCGGGCCUGGAUGCCAAUUCUGCCGCCGGACGGCUUAGACAGGUUGAUCAGUUGGAAUUUAGCAGGUCUACCGAUCAGAUCAGUAUACAAUCGAAAGCGUCCUUCUCUAGCCAUCAAUCCGCGAGUACGAGACCCAAGGAGCCGAGGAACUACAAGCAAUACCAUAUCCCGAUUCGAGCCGAAGUACCGUCACCAGCAUCGAACCCUGGAAACACACCAACUUCCUAUCUAAUGGCACCAUCAUUAAUAGGCGGAGAUGAGACACCCACGGGGAUAGGGAUGGCGCUUGGAAGCCCAAGUCAUCCUCCUGGAUCUUCUGAGUUGCCAUGGCAGACUGGAACCUUGACGACCGUAACUUCAGGGGGACAUGCACAAGAACCAGCUCCUAAUGCCGGUGGCCCGUCAAGAUCAAUGUCAAAAAGGUGGAAUCCUUUUAGCAGGACGAAGUCAAAAAGAUCCAAGCCGGUAGAGACCUCUACCUCGCGAUCGCUGGGUACAGAUACUGGGAAAAGCACGGUGGAUCUUACGAACGUAGCAAAGAACGGCGAUGACUUGGGGAGUGAAAAGAACAAGGGCGAGAAAGAGAGUGACAGCAGAGGUACAGGGCCCGUAUUGCGCAAGGACAGCUCAAGCAGCGUAUCGAAAUCUCCUCCCAAAGAUGUUCCUGGAUUGCCGUAUCAACGAGAUUUUGCGGCACCGACGCGUAACCCCCCCGUUCCGCCACAGCCUCAAUUUCAGCCCUCGAAGCUUCUGGAGGUUGAAAUCCCAACAACUCAGAUGGAAAGAUUCAGCGUCAUGUUUGGAACCAUUCUUAAGAAGCAACCGUCUGAAUAUCAAUACUUCUUACAACAAGCUCAGCAGUCCUGGCAGACUCAGCCAUCGGCCGCACCAGAGCAGGCUGAGAACCCACAAGAGUCGCGGAAGCCCGAGGAAACACAGCAGCAUCAGCCUAAACAAACGCCAGAGCAAUUGAGGAAACCAUCAAAGGAAUCGGUCGAAUCUCAAGAAUCACAACAAGUAUUGUCACCGCUCAAACCAAAGUUGUCAGUCCGACGACAGGUCAAGCUGGACAAGCUAAAGGUACCCGCAGCCAAGGAAUUCCGAGAUGGCUCUAUUCCUGUCGAGAUUGUGGUACCUCACCGGCGAUCGACUUCACCUUUGCCAAAAAGCUCACCCUCAUUUUCUCUCUUCCCCCAAGAUCAAGCCCCCAUAAACAACCCCCCUCCAAGAGCCUCGUCACGCAUGCGAUCCAACACCUCCCCUGCAAUGGUCAACUUUCCGACUCCUGCUAUGUACAAAGCACCAAAAGGAUUAAGGAAAAGGACCACUUCUGUUUCUAAUCCUUCUCAGGAUGAGCCUUUGCCCACAGAUAGUCAAAUGACACCGGAGCGGCGCGAGAAGCUUAUUUCCAAGUUCCACCGUAAAGAAUCGACAUCAUCAGAGGCCUCCGUGCCAAAAGUCGCCGGACAGCUAUCAGAAUCCCCUGCUUCCAUAACUGCACCAGUUUCUGUAGCUGCGCCAGUGCAGCCUCGAUCAAUUCUGAAGAAACCAUCUGGACCGCCACCACAACCACUGAAUCGCACAGCGGAGCCCAAACCGCCACCAUCCCAAAGGGUGUCACCAUCCCAAAGAGUUUCACCGUCUCAAAAAGUCUCACCAACCCAAAAAGCUUCACCAUCACAAAGAACUGCGCCUCCGAAACAUCAACACCAGAAGUCCACAACUUCUAUUCGUACCAACGCAGACGAAGAAGAAGUCGAAAGAGCCCUGUACGAGGCUGUGGAAAUAUCCAUUGCGCGUCAAAUUAGCGUCUCAAGGCAGCAGCGUAAUAUCGUGGUGCCUUUGAUGCGUUCCGCCUCAAGGAGGGUGCCUGGAGAGGCUGCAGCGGAAGUGGCCGCUUUGAUCAAACCAGAAAAGAACAAGCGAAUUGUUGAGACGAGGACCGCGACGCCGCAGUUGGUACACCCAGAAGAAGAGGGCCGUCUUGGGCAGAGUGGUUAUCGGAAGAGCUCGCGCGUGGUGCUCGAGGGUGCAUGACGGAACGACCUUUUUUACGUUUCUGACUGAUCUAUUCUUGUCUAUUAUUCUUUUCUUUUUCCUGUCUUCUUUUUCC